Molecule: messenger RNA, 4314 nt
Organism: Plasmodium knowlesi strain H
Lineage: Eukaryota; Apicomplexa; Aconoidasida; Haemosporida; Plasmodiidae
Product: SICAvar, type I (fragment)
Exons: 9
Source: RefSeq, a predicted model, not a curated record
AUGGCACAAACACAGAAUGAUGGUGAAUUGUUGAAGAAGUGGUUGGAGCAUGUGUCCUCAAGGGCGAUUACGGGGAGUAUGGAGCCCGCGAAGAAGGCCGAGAAAAUUACAGAAGAAAUGCAGAAGAGUUUGAGGGAAACAUGGGGAAAGUUGAAGAGUUGGCUGGAGAGGGGGGAGUCGAAUGAAAUACGCGGACUCUGUUAUGAGGGCGCCGGGUGGACGAGGACGGGGGGAGUUUGGGAUCAGUAUAUGCCAAUAUUAUGUACGGCUGUCGCCGAAAUUAAGUACUUCAUGAAUGGAGUAGAAACGAAAAAGAAAAUGGGUACCCGGGGGCCCCUCAAGACAGAUGAUAUCGAAGUUGAGCCAAGUAUGGCGGACGAUGAAGCCUAUCGUCGCUGCAUUGUUGGCGCCGUCGCUUUAUCCACAGUUUAUGGAGAUCACUGUUACGUGCGUGAAGUCUUGGAGAAAGUUGAAGCACGGGCGAAUGCCAAAUUAAAAGGGUACUUGAGCAAACCUACAAUGCCGCGCCAAUUGAAUAAUUGUGGGGGAGUCAAUUUGGAAGGUUUACUUCUCGGUAAAACACUCCUUCAGGAUGAAAUCAGCCAGUGGACUAGCAGUACGAGGCAGAGGACGGAAAAUUAUUGGAGGGUACAGUAUUUGUGGAAACUGUGGAAGAGCGUAUGUGCGCGGGGGAAGGAGUCACAGGGGCACGAGACAGUGCGGAAGGAAAAUUUACAAGAGAAUAAGGGCAGUAUGUUAUCCUUCUCAGGCAUGGACAGCAGAAACAAAGACUUAAUGGAAGAAUUAAUAAGUGAGAACGUGCCCUUAACGUUCGAUGACUUGAAGUUAGCAUUGCAGCAAUCCAUAGAAAAUGAUGGUGGCGUUGCUACUGGCACUCCCUUUGAAGUUUCCACCUUACUGAAGAACGUAGAUGAGAAAGUCCACAAAAAUAAAGCACAAGCAUGUAUCCAGCAGAAGGAGAACGGAGAAGACAAAAGUAUGUGCCAACGUCUAGAUUGUAUGAAGCACUUAUGGCAGAAUAAUACAGGAACAGGAGGACAGACUAGUAGUACGGACAACUUCUGGACAGAGGGGACUGGCCCCGUGGCAGCACUAUGGAAGGAGUUGUCUGAUGAAAUGAAGGAGAAAGGAACACAGGAUCAGGGAGAUUGCAGUCAAUUGACAGCUCCAUCUGAAAAGGCGGCAUGCAAUUUUUUGCAUGCCGGCUUACAGAAACUGUAUGAUACGACGACGCAGUCGUCGUCGUCUUCAGUUUUAAACAACCCAUCGUUUAGACAAACGAUGGGUUGUUUUUUACUUCAUGCUUAUGCAAAACACAUGAAAGAAAAAGCAACUUGUCUUAUUGAUGAUGGUAUACAGAAAGCAUUUGAAACUGCUGGGCAGGGUGGUCAGAGUGGUAAGGAUGUUCCAUGCAAAUGGGAAGGAGAGGACAAAAAUUGGGAAGAUUGCAGAAUUAACACAAAUGUUCAAGGCGCACCUGAAACGAAAGUAAAGGACAAAUUGAAGAACAUCAUCAAUAAAGACGAUGACGCAGCAGUAAAGAAGGCAAAGGAAGCAUUGAACAAAUUAGACUUAUGUGAACGCUUCCAAUGUAUAUCAGAAAGAUGGCUGAAAGAGGAAAAAGGAAAAAAUGGACCCCUGGAAGCAACCGACUGGGAUAGGGUGCGGAGUAAAAUCACAAGUCAAAUCCCCGAACUUAGCACUGCCCUUGGCAGUGCUACAUCUACAGGGAAAAGGGAAGAAUUUGAGAAGUACUGUGAAGGCAUUCCUGCGGGGCCGGGUGCCAGGGCUGCUGAUAAGGAUGCUUGCGUCCUUAUUGCAGCAGGAUUGAAAAACCUCUACAAUUUAAGCGAUGGGAGCGAUGCCGCUAUGGCAUCGCUCGAAAGAACGAUGCGCUGUAUUCUAUUGAACGCAAUUGCAGACAAAAUGAAGGAAAAACUUACAUGUAAAGAGGAAAGGAGUGUUGAAGCGGGGAUAGAGAAAGCAUUUCAGAAAAGUCGUGAUAUUAAGGACAAAAGUGCUUGCAGUGAUAAUGAUAAGUGCUUUGAGUGUACCAGAUUUACGGACUAUGAUAAUUGCAAAAUUAACACAAAUGGCAAUAAUCCAACGGAAAAAAAGCCUUUAAAGGACGAAAUUGACCACAAGUUGAAAGAUACUAAUCUUGCUAGUACUAGUUCUUUAACGACGUCUUCUCUAACCAAGACCAUAUGUAAACCGUGUGAAGAUGACCACAGUACUGGUGACAAAUGUAAGCGCUUGGAUUGCAUUGUGAAGAAAUAUGGACAAAUCAGGCAGUGGAAGGAGACACCUACAUGGAGUAAGAUGGAGGGCGACUUCAAGACGCAAUUAACGAGUUUACUUGCUAGCAUGAAAGGGAAGGCGGACGACGCGGACGUCACUAAACACUGCAGCAACAGCAACUGGGACGAUGACGACGCCCAUGGAUUCGCCAAUAAAACAGCCUGCAAACUCAUCGCCGCGGGUUUAAAGCAUCUUUCGAGUAUUGAACAAUCAUAUAGCACGGAUACGAAAAGUGAGAAUCUCAACCCAUUCGACCACCAAGAGUUUAAACAGUUCGCUUCUUGUUUAAUGUUGAAGGAGGUCGUGCAAAAAAUGAAAGAAAAAAGUAUAAUUUGCGACAUAGACGAAGGGAUAAAGGCAGGUUCCAAAGCAUGGGAAGAAAUUAAGGGAACUCAUUGUAAGAAGAAACCUUGCAUGGACUGCAAUUUGGAUGAAAUCAAUUAUGAAAGUUGCACAAUCAGCAAUGGCAGAAGCGGAAGUGUCAAUGUAAAGGGGAAGUUGGAUUCAUUGCUCACAGAGGAGGGGACCCAAGUUAAAGGAACUUUGGAGGAAUUACUUAAAACGGACCAAAGGACGGCUCCCCUAUGUAAACGCCUACAAUGUUUAUCCUCAAAAGUAGAAGCACUUAAAUUACAAUCGUCCAACCCGAAUGCGAGCACAUUUUGGGAGAAAGAGGUUAAAGAUCUGUGGGAUGAAUUAGCAGAAGGAAUGAAGACAAAUGGGGUUACUGAUGACAAGGGAAAUGGAUGUGAUCGAAUGGAAGAGGGCACCACCGGUUCCACUGCCAUUGGCAGAGAUGCCACCAACCCUGAAAAGAAGGCAUGCAAUUAUUUGUAUGCCGGUCUAAAGGAACUGUACAAGACGAAUGGGGCGACGGCGACGUCGUCGUCGUCAGGAACCAUCAGCCUGAAGGACAACCCACUGUUAAGACAAACAGUGGGUUGUUUAUUACUUCACGCUUAUGCAAAGAAAAUGAAAGAAGACUCUAAGUGUGUUAUCGAUUCUGGAAUACAAAAGGCAUUUAAGGCGUUUAAGGACAGUAAUAAAUCUUCAUGCACGAACGGCAGUUCGUGCAUUGAAUGUGAAUGGAAUGAAAAAUUUGAUGACUGUACAAUUACGACAAGCGGCACCCAAACAGAGAAGAUAGAAGAGAAAUUAACGUCAGUACAACCCGAAAUUAUCAAAACCUCAUCUACCACCACCAAGGACAACAUAAACCUAACCCCAUCUUUAUGUGACCAACUCAAAUGUGCUGCCCCCAAAUGGUUCGAAAACCAAAACAAGCUAACAGGGAGCGGUGGUACUGGUACUGCUAACAAGACUUGGUGUGACUUCUGGGGGAAGGAUGGCGUUAAAUCAAUAUUGCAGAACAUGUUCAACGACAUCGAGGAUAAAGGAAAGAACAGCCCUAAUAAAACAAUAUGUCAACACUUUGGUGAUGGUAAUGAACAUAGUGUUGAAAGAAAAGCUUGUAAUCAUAUCAUAGCCGGUUUAGACUACAUUAAAAAAAUUGGUGCUGCGGGUACUACUGCCAAGCAGUCUAAUAGUCAAGACAAGCAACUGCUCGAUAGAGCAGUUGCUUGUAUUGCUCUUAACAUGUACGCUGAUAAAAUAAUCGAAUUGACUGAAAAGAAUUGUCCCAUUGAUGAGGACAGAAUAAAAGAUAUGUUUGAUAAAUGGAAUCAACAGUAUAAUAAUUCGUGUAAGAGUGGGGAUAAUAAUUGUUUUAAGUGUGAAAGACAUCCAAAUUUUAAUGAUUGCGAACUAAGUGUUUCCAACACUUUGAUUGAUACAUCACCACCAGCUGGAAGUUGCCCUUCUAACGACGACAAUAAAGACGUCCCCAAAAAAAUGGACGACUUGCUCAAACAAGAUUCCAAAAUGGAAGGAACAUUAAAGGAAAUAAAUGAAAUGGGCACCUUCUGUUCUGAACUCCAAUGCGCAGCAAAGAAAUGGAACUCGACCAAAGGCAAAACUGGAACACCAUCAUGG